This is a messenger RNA of Penicillium cataractarum, 306 nucleotides long. RefSeq lists its product as uncharacterized. The record is from RefSeq and is a predicted model, not a curated record. Lineage: Eukaryota; Fungi; Ascomycota; Eurotiomycetes; Eurotiales; Aspergillaceae. Bases 1 to 306 code for a protein of 101 amino acids. The transcript is spliced from 2 exons.
AUGGCCAGUUCAUCUGACAAGCUUUGCCCUGCGUGUCUCAAAAUAUUUGAAUCUGGGAAGGCCAAUGCUGUGAUUAGCUCCCAGGAAGGUGACCCAGCGUCUGGUCUGGAGCAGACGGGCACUCAAGAGCAGUCUGGGGAGGAUAGUGACUGGCGUCGGGCUCCAGUCCACGAAGCCAUCACAAGUUCCCGUGAGAAGAAGCCCGAGCGAUGUGAGCUUCGGAAGCGAGUUCCAUAUGCUGCAGAUUGUGAUCACUACCCCGACCGUGAAUGGUGCUUAGAAUCAACAGCGCUGACUACUACAUAG